AGAGAAUCUUGUAACGUUCCAGCGACUGCAUACAAUCGGCGUUGUAAGACUUCGGAUGGGCGGCGUUCGCAUGGCGGAAAGACGUCAAAUUAGCCUACGCCAUCCGAACACCUGGCUGGUUAAGCGUCGUCCAGGUGUUCUCAUGGUUGGGAUGAGCGCGCUCUUUCCACUUUUGGUUCACGUGCCUUCCGCGUAGGAAGAUGUGAGCGCACCCCUCCGUUGCGUGGGACUUCACUCGUAUUGGAACCUCACUCGUCCAAUAUCGCAUAGAAACUUUUUGCUCAACUCGCCAUUCCCAAGCCUCUGGACGGACGUAAACCGUAACAUAACCUUGCUAACAAAGGCUACUCUUCGCUCGACAGCGAAACUUGACUGGGCUGGGCUCUCUAUCCUUGAGGUACUGUGAUGGCGACCGAGCCCCCAAGCAUCAUCGCCGCCUUCACUGCGUUGAUCGUGGCCAUUGAGAAGCAGCUUAAGGACACCGCUACCCUUCCGGCUAUCCCGCAAAAUGAGUUCAAGCUCGUCGAAGAGUUUUUGAACAAGAGGCGCUGUGAGCAGGACCUAGGAACACUACAGCAAUUGGUCGACCGACUGAAAGGCCAUAUGGGAGUGUCUCCGAUUACUGACCUCGUUACGGUGGGCUUUGGAAUCAUAAUAGGGCAUUCUAACAAACUAGCUGAAAAUCAGAACACGUUUGGGACGCGUAUCGCCUCCCUUGAGCACGCAAGCUCGCUAGGCACGACUGAAGUCGAGGCGACAGCUUCGACAUGUGAGGACGCACUCUCGCAGGUGUUUGAGGGAGCCGCUGUCGUCUUGAGCAGCGAAAGGACGAACAAUGGCGAUGUAAUAUCAAACAUGCAGACCCAGCGCUUUAUGGCCGCAUCGACCCCUACACUGUUCGGGGGUGAAGAUCCUCGCCGUAGAAGAAGCCGUCCCGUCCAUGCGGUCAAAACUUUCCUGGCGGUGUCCGACGUAUCGGGUCAAGCCCAGGGAGCCUACUCAGGAAGCAUGCUAGAGCAUGUAACUGCACAAGCCUCACCCCAGCAACACGAGGACAGAUAUGCUACUGAGGCUACAUAUAACAACGGACAGGGUGUUACUAACAAUGACCUUGACGACCUUUAUUCCGUUAGGACGGAUGGUAUAGCUGCCUCGGAGGCAACACGUGCUAUCACGGUGCUGGGAAAGAGCGACACUGUCAUCGCGGCGCCUCCACUGCUCGAGCCUCCUGCGAGGGAUGAGUCAACGGCCCCGCCAGCUGUACGUACCGCCCUGUCGAAUGCUACAGUAACCUUAGAAGAUGAUGCCAGCUCAAACAUUAUGGUCAUGCCGCGCGAUACCUCCUCCUCUACCAGCCUCACGCAGCUAUACAACAACUUCGGUAUCCGGCCUACGAGCGGUCAUACUACGGCCCUCAUAGCCGCAGAUACAGGUGAAGUUGACGAUCAUAUAAAGUUCGGAAAUACAGCUGCACCAAGGCGUCGUCCACAGACCAGGCGUCGACCCACUCAGCCCACGGCGAAUCACGCGACUACGCACAGGCAGGCGCAGACACUCGAAACAGAGAACUCCAACAAGACGAAGACGAGAAAGCGAACAGCAUCGCAAAUUGCUCGCACUGAGCAGUCACCUGCUGCAGACUUCGAGGAGCCUCCGACGGGCAAUACUGGGCCGGCCAAGAAGAUGCCGAGAAGGCAGACUUGAUAUUCCAAGCGAAGCGUAAAUGUGAAGAGUAAACAUGACAGAGGCCCAUAAAGCGUCGGUGGGCGUGGAUGUGUUAACACAACUGCCGGAGUCUUUGCACUCCAGAGCCGGAGGAGACAAUAGUUUUGUACAGUGAAUAAGUGCUAGUAGUAUCAUGUGCCGCAACUCGUUCAGCAA
Baudoinia panamericana UAMH 10762 is the source of this 1881-nucleotide messenger RNA. RefSeq lists its product as uncharacterized. The transcript has 3 exons. Bases 406 to 1704 code for a protein of 432 amino acids. The record is from RefSeq and is a predicted model, not a curated record. Lineage: Eukaryota; Fungi; Ascomycota; Dothideomycetes; Mycosphaerellales; Teratosphaeriaceae.